AUGCCGCACCGCCGCCGAGCUCUUAACCCGACGCUGCCCCCGCCACCUCCCGCCGCCACCGCGUUCGGCCACCUCGGCGCGGACGAGGCGCGGCUGCCGCUCCUCGCGGACUACGCGCUGCUCCACCAGCCCUCCGCCGCCUCCGUCUCCGUCGUCGACGCGCCCGCCGUGGCCCCGGCGUCGUCCGAGUGGAGCGCCGGGAGCGCCUUCACCGCCACCUCCGACGCAGCCACCACCACCGCCUCCUCCACCGCCACGGCGCCGGGCUCCUCCUCGCAGCUGCUGACCGCCGCCGAAGCCGCCGGAGGGAGGGAGAGGGACACGUGGGUCCGCCGCGCCAGGGAGGGGUACUACCUCCAGCUCUCCCUCGCCAUUCGCCUCACCUCGCAGGCCUUCCUCGCCGGCGCCCCGCCCGCGCCCGAGCUCCUCUUCGGCUGCGGCUCCGGAGUCGUCGCCGACCACCACGCUGAUGGCAACGGCGCGGAUGAUCCAGAGGCCAUCUCCUACCGGCUCUGGGUGAACGGGUGCUUGUCGUGGGGCGACAAGAUCGCGCACGGGUUCUACAACAUCGUGGGCAUCGACCCGCACCUGUGGGCCAUGUGCAACGUCGCGGAGGAGGGCCGCCGGCUGCCGUCGCUGGCGGCGCUGCGGGCGGUGGACGCCACUGAGUCCUCGCUGGAUGUGGUGCUCGUCGACAAGGGCGCCGACUCGGUGCUCCUCGACCUCGAGCGCCGCGCCCUCGACCUCGUCCGCGCGCUCGGCGUCACUCUCGACCUCGCCCGCAGCCUCGCCGUCCUCGUCUCCGACCACAUGGGAGGUUCUUUGCGAUCGGAGGAUGGGGACCUGUACCUGCGGUGGAAGGCGGUGAGCAAGAAGCUGAAGAAGAGGCAGAAGUGCGUCGUCGUCCCCAUCGGCGUCCUCUCCAUAGGCUUCUGCCGGCACCGAGCCAUUCUUUUCAAGGUACUCGCAGAUUUCAUCGGCCUGCCAUGCCGGAUCGCGCAAGGUUGCAAGUACUGCUCUGCGCCUCACCGAUCAUCUUGCCUUGUCAAAGUCGACAGUGAGAGGAGAUAUGUAAGGGAAUAUGUCGUGGACCUUGUAGUUGAGCCAGGAAGCAUCAGCAGCCCAGAUUCAUCCAUCAACGGCCAGCUGCUGUCCACCGUGCCUUCACCUUUCAAGACUUCGUGUGCAGUUGGCUCGGAGAACUACACCACGCCAGUUGCAGCCUGGAAUCAAGCAAUAGCAGAUGAACGUCGCACCAUGGUAUUGUCAAAUUCCCAGUAUUCAGUUGCUAGAUGCCGCAUUGUGGAGAACAACUCUGUUCAGGUAGCCAGCAAAGAAGACCUGCUGCCAAAGUGUGGGCAGAUCACACAGAAUGGAAACUGCAAUGGUGUAUCCAUGUUACAAGUGUCAGGGCAAUUGAAGGCAAUGGACAUCGGUGCUGAGAAUGGCAACACGGAGAACGUCCCUGGUGCUAAUCUUCCGAAACCCUGGAGCAUUGAGCCGCCUUUUGCUGUAGACUGGCUGGAGAUAUCAUGGGAGGAGCUUGACCUCAAGGAACGCGUAGGCGCCGGUUCUUUCGGCACUGUUUAUCGUGCAGACUGGCAUGGUUCAGAUGUUGCAGUAAAGGUGCUUACAGAUCAGGAUGUCGGCGAAGCUCAGCUGAAGGAAUUCCUAAGAGAGAUUGCUAUUAUGAAACGAGUCCGCCAUCCGAAUGUGGUAUUGUUCAUGGGUGCGGUGACAAAAUGCAAACAUUUGUCAAUAGUGACAGAGUAUUUGCCCAGAGGGAGCCUCUUCCGCCUCAUCAACAAGGCAGCUAAUGGAGAAAUGCUGGAUCUAAAGCGUCGUUUGCGCAUGGCACUAGACGUUGCAAAAGGCAUCAACUAUCUCCACUGCUUGAAUCCUCCUAUUGUGCAUUGGGAUCUCAAGACACCAAACAUGCUGGUUGACCGGAACUGGUCUGUGAAGGUAGGUGACUUUGGCUUGUCCAGAUUUAAAGCAAACACCUUCAUAUCAUCCAAAUCAGUUGUUGGAACACCAGAAUGGAUGGCGCCCGAAUUUCUCCGUGGCGAGCCAUCCAACGAGAAGUGCGAUGUUUACAGCUUCGGCGUGAUCUUGUGGGAGCUCCUGACAAUGCAGCAACCAUGGAGUGGCCUAGGCCCUGCGCAGGUAGUAGGAGCUGUAGCAUUUCAGAACAGAAGGCUUCCAAUUCCGAAAGAUACCGACCCAGAACUUGCUGCUCUUGUUGAAUCCUGCUGGGAUGACGAUCCAAGGCAGCGGCCUUCGCUUUCGAGCAUUGUGGAUACGCUGAAGAAGUUACUGAAGGCGCUUCUUGGAGGACUGAAGAUAUGUGCUCUAGGAGAAAGGAAAGACAGUUUUGAUGCCAAAUUAGAAUAG
Molecule: messenger RNA, 2394 nt
Organism: Miscanthus lutarioriparius
Lineage: Eukaryota; Viridiplantae; Streptophyta; Magnoliopsida; Poales; Poaceae
Source: the annotation of a GenBank genome assembly